Cyprinus carpio (common carp) is the source of this 1059-nucleotide messenger RNA. Its product is annotated as natural killer cell receptor 2B4-like. The record is from RefSeq and is a predicted model, not a curated record. The coding region runs from base 1 to 768 and encodes 255 amino acids. Lineage: Eukaryota; Metazoa; Chordata; Actinopteri; Cypriniformes; Cyprinidae. The transcript is spliced from 4 exons.
AUGGCGCAAUCUGGUGUGUUUGGUGAUACAGAUGCAGUGGAGUCAGUGUCAGUGCUGGAGGGAGAUUCAGUCACUCUACACUCUGGUCUUACUGACAUGAUGGAUGAAGAUGUGAUUCUGUGGAGGUUUGGAUCUGAAAACACUUUAAUAGCUGAAAUCGAUGUAAUGGCCGACAGCAGCAUGACUGUAUAUGAUGAUGUUCUUGAUGAGAGAUUCAGAGACAGACUGAAGCUGGAUCAUCAAACUGGAUCUCUGAUCAUCACAAACACCAGAACUGAACACACUGGACUCUAUCAACUACAGAGCAACAGUGUGUGUCAGAGAUUCAGUCUUGCUGUCUAUGCUCGUCUGCCUGUUCCUAACAUUACCAGAGAUUGUUCAUCAUCAUCAUCAUCAUCAUCAUCAUCAUCAUCAUCAUAUUGUUCAUUGUUGUGUUCAGUGGUGAAUGUGGGUCAUGUGACUCUCUCCUGGUACAAAGGAAACAGUUUAUUGUCCAGCAUCAGUGUGUCUGAUCUCAGCAUCAGUCUCUCUCUACCUCUGGAGGUGGAAUAUCAGGAUAAAAACAGCUACAGCUGUGUGCUCAACAAUCCCAUCAGCAACCAGACCACACAUCUGAACAUCACUCAACUCUGUCAACCAUGUGCAGAAGUCCAGUGUUGUGAUACAGCUGAAGCUGUGAUGCGAUUGGUCGUCACUGCUCUGAUGGGCGUGGCUGCUGCAGCUGCUGCUGUUCUUCUGCUCAAUGACGUCAGAUCUUCUAGAGGUUAAUAGAGGAAAACAGAACAGAUAUCAUAAAUAUUCUGAUAUAUUCUGGAAUCUUGAUCUUUAAAGAUGAAAAUAUCUGUAGUCUAAUUGUUUAAUGACAGUGAAACAAAGCUUUGCUUUCCAGUGCCUCUGAACUAGAUCAUAUAACUGUUCAUUAACUGAAUGAAUCUUUUCAGUAUGGUGUAUGUUGGUUCCAUCUGGUGGCUAGAAUUAUGAAUAUUCUUCUAUAUUUGAAGAGUUCAUCUGCAAAAAGAUAACUCAGUUUUUAUAAAUUUUCCAUUUAUAUUUCUCAUU